Molecule: messenger RNA, 4055 nt
Organism: Theobroma cacao (cacao)
Lineage: Eukaryota; Viridiplantae; Streptophyta; Magnoliopsida; Malvales; Malvaceae
Gene: GMII
Product: golgi alpha-mannosidase II
Biological process (GO): protein deglycosylation; mannose metabolic process; N-glycan processing
Cellular component (GO): Golgi membrane
Molecular function (GO): alpha-mannosidase activity; carbohydrate binding
Source: RefSeq, a predicted model, not a curated record
AAAAAAGCAAAGAAAAUCCUUGGAUCCCAGCACACGCACUCACCCAACAGACAGCAAAACAAAGGAAGCUCUGUUUCAAAGAAAAAACAGGGGAAAGAGAAGCAAAAUAACAAUCCUCAGAAAUGCCCUUCUCCUCCUACCUUGGCAACACCCGCCGUGGCGGAGGAUGGGCCCAGUCGUUACUUCCUUCUUCAUCAGCCACCGUCAAAUCGACCCCCAAAUCCCAUCCCGCUCGAAAGUCACGCAAACGGACGGCUCUGAUCAACUACCUCUUCACCAACUUCUUCACCAUAUCUCUUUCCCUAUCCCUUCUCUUCUUCCUCCUAACUCUCCUUCUCUUCGGUAUCCCGAAACCCAUAUCAUCCCACUUCAAGCCCCGAUCCACAACCCGAAAGCCUACGAUUCGGAAAACCGUAACUCGAAAACAGCCCACCUUGAAUCCAAAGCAGAACGGUGCCGUGGUAGACGUAACGACUAAAGAACUGUAUGAUAAAAUUGAGUUCUUGGAUAAAGAUGGAGGGGCUUGGAAACAAGGGUGGAAAGUUAGUUACAAUGGAGAUGAAUGGGAUAGUGAAAAAUUGAAGGUUUUUGUGGUACCUCAUUCACAUAAUGAUCCAGGGUGGAAGUUCACUGUGGAAGAGUAUUAUGAGAGGCAGUCAAGGCAUAUACUGAAUACCAUUGUUGACACUUUAUCAAAGGAUGGUAGGCGGAAGUUCAUAUGGGAAGAGAUGUCCUACUUGGAAAGGUGGUGGAGAGAUGCCUCAGAGGAUAAAAAGGAAUCUUUUACAAAUUUGGUGAAGAAUGGGCAGUUAGAAAUAGUAGGAGGUGGUUGGGUGAUGAAUGAUGAGGCAAAUUCACAUUAUUUUGCCAUAAUUGAGCAGAUAACUGAGGGAAAUAUGUGGCUGAAUGACACUAUAGGGUUUGUUCCCAAAAAUUCUUGGGCAAUAGAUCCAUUUGGUUACUCACCUACCAUGGCUUAUCUCCUCCGCCGUAUGGGCUUUGAGAAUAUGCUUAUUCAAAGGACUCAUUAUGAGCUGAAGAAGGAACUUGCUUGGAAUAAAAAUUUGGAAUACAUAUGGCGUCAGAGCUGGGAUGCUGAGGAAACUACUGACAUUUUUGUACAUAUGAUGCCAUUCUAUUCAUAUGAUAUUCCACAUACUUGUGGACCAGAGCCUGCUAUUUGUUGUCAGUUUGAUUUUGCUCGGACGCAUGGCUUCUUUUAUGAACUCUGCCCAUGGGGAAGACAUCCUGUAGAGACUAACCAGGAAAAUGUCCACGAGAGGGCGAUAAAACUACUAGAUCAAUAUAGGAAGAAGUCAACCCUAUACCGGACCAAUACACUUCUUGUACCUCUUGGGGAUGAUUUCCGCUAUGUAAGUGUUGAUGAAGCUGAAGCUCAGUUUAGAAAUUACCAAAUGAUAUUUGACUACAUCAAUUCUAAUCCCAGUUUAAAUGCGGAAGCAAAAUUUGGUACUUUGGAUGACUAUUUCCAAACCCUUCGGGAGGAGGCUGACAGAAUAAAUUAUUCACUUCCUAGAGAAAUUGGCUCUGGUCAGGUUGGAGGUUUUCCUUCUUUAUCAGGUGACUUCUUUACUUAUGCUGAUAGGCAGCAGGAUUAUUGGAGUGGGUAUUAUGUGUCGAGACCUUUCUUCAAAGCUGUUGAUCGAGUACUAGAGCAUACACUUCGUGCAUCAGAAAUGUUGAUGGCAUUCUUACUUGGUUAUUGCCAGAGAGCACAAUGUGAAAAGUUGCCAACGGGGUAUGCUUAUAAGUUGACAGCUGCAAGGAGGAAUUUAGCUCUUUUCCAGCAUCAUGAUGGGGUGACUGGAACUGCCAAGGAUCAUGUUGUUCUGGAUUAUGGAACUCGGAUGCACACUUCUUUACAGGACCUGCAGAUUUUCAUGUCCAAAGCAAUUGAAGUAUUGCUUGGAAUUCGCCAAGAGAAGUCAGAUCAGACCCCUGCCCAGUUUGAUCCUGAACAGGUGAGAUCAAAAUAUGAUGCUCUACCUGUGCAUAGAGCAAUCAGUGCUCGGGAAGGAACUGCACAGUCAGUUGUACUCUUUAAUCCUCUUGAGCAAACAAGAGAGGAGGUUGUGAUGGUAGUUGUUAACAGACCAGAUGUUACUGUUUUAGACUCAAACUGGACUUGUGUUCAAAGCCAGGUUUCUCCUGAAUUGCAGCAUGACGAAAGCAAGAUUUUUACAGGCAGACAUCGCAUCCACUGGACAGCUUCUGUUCCUGCCAUGGGUUUGCAGACAUAUUAUAUUGCUAAUGGGUUUGUUGGAUGUGAAAAAGCUAAACCAGUGGAACUCAAACUCUUCUCAAAGUUGAGUUCAAUUCAGUGCCCUACACCAUAUGCUUGCUCAAAAGUAGAUGGAGAUGUCGUUGAAAUAGAGAAUUUGUAUCAAACUCUGACCUUUGAUGUCAAGCAUGGUUUGUUACAAAAAGUAGUCCACAAAAAUGGUCCCCAAAGCGUCGUGGUUGAAGAGAUAGGCCUUUACUCAAGUUCGGGAGGUGCAUACCUUUUUCUACCCAACGGUGAUGCUCAGCCUAUAAUUCAGUCUGGUGGACAUCUGGUUAUCUCUGAGGGUCCCUUGAUGCAGGAGGUGUACUCUUAUCCAAAGACCUCAUGGGAGAAAACCCCCAUCUCCCACAGUACUCGUAUAUACCAUGGAGGCAACACAUUUCAGGAGUUUCUGAUUGAGAAGGAAUAUCAUGUUGAGCUUCUUGGCAGGGAUUUUAAUGACAGAGAAUUAAUUGUUAGGUAUAAGACUGAUACUGAUAAUAAAAGAAUUUUCUACUCUGACUUGAAUGGCUUUCAGAUGAGCCGGAGAGAAACCUAUGAUAAGAUUCCAUUGCAGGGAAAUUACUACCCUAUGCCCUCUCUUGCAUUCAUGCAAGGGUCAAAUGGCCAGCGGUUUUCUGUUCAUUCUCGACAGUCGUUGGGUGCAGCAAGCCUUAAAGAGGGGUGGCUAGAGAUUAUGCUUGACCGUCGUUUGGUGAGAGAUGAUGGGCGUGGUCUUGGGCAAGGAGUGAUGGACAAUCGAGUCAUGAAUGUUGUUUUCCAUCUCCUGUUGGAAUCCAACAUUUCAACUUCAAAUUCUGUUUCCAACUCUCUUCCUCUGAGUCCAUCUCUUCUUUCUCAUCGUGUUAGUGCUCACUUGAAUUAUCCAUUACAUGCAUUCAUUGCCAAGAAGCCACAAGAAAUUUCUGUACAGAUACACUCGAGAACCUUUGCUCCUUUAGCUGCUCCCUUACCAUGUGAUUUGCAUAUUGUGAGUUUCAAAGUCCCUCGACCAUCAAAAUAUUCUCAGCAGCAACUUGGAGAUCCUAGGUUUGUUCUAAUGUUGCAUAGGCGAAAUUUUGAUUCUUCUUACUGCCAGAAGGCCAGAUCGCAGUGUACAAGUGUGGCUGAUGAGCCUGUAAAUCUUUUCAACAUGUUCAAGGGUCUUGCAGUACUGAAUGCAAGAGCAACUUCUUUAAAUCUUCUACAUGAGGAUACAGAGAUGCUAGGGUACAGUGAGCAGUUUGGUGAUGUUGCUCAAGAGGGACAUGUAAUUAUCACUCCCAUGGAAAUACAAGCAUACAAGUUGGAAUUGAGGCCACACCAGUGAAGACGGAGGCUGAUUUAAGUACUACUUUCCUACUGAUGCUGAUCAAAUGGAAUUAGUAGUGAAGGAGAGCUGAUCCUGUAUCCCACUGUCAACAUAAUUAUGAUUAGUGGUAAUUAACCAUGUGCUGCUAUCCCAUGAAAUAUCUGAACAAGUCAAGAGACUUCAGACUAGCAGAAUGUAAAGACUUUUGGAUGAAGUGCGUGGCUGAAAAAUGAGUAAUUUAGUGGAAUGGUAAGAGGUUACCUGCAUCGAAUUAUCAUAGAAAGAUAUCAGGAUAGUUUUUGCUGUUUUUUGUGUACAAUUAGUGUUAUUAGUUGAACACUGAGAAAUUCAUUUUUUGUGAUAUUUUCUGGGGAACUGAGAUUUCUGUAAACACCUUCUAGAGCUAAGGUUGGACCAUAAUCAACUUGAAAUUUUGCUUAUAUCAUUUUGCUUUGCAAA